AUCUGCCUAUUUUGGGUUUGUGUGUGUGUUUUGCGGGGAGGGGGAGCGCGGCGCCUCGUCUUUCCUUUUCCUUCGUUCGUGACGGAAGAAAACGACGGUUGCUGCGGAUGAGAGACGGACCUCAACUCGGCUUCAGGGAAGGACCGCGACUAGGAGCUUGAGACCGGUGGCGGCUUGAGGCGGCGGCGGGCGACUGGUGCCCCCUGCUCGCCUCGGGCCCCUCCCCUGCGAUGGGGAAUGGGUUGUCCGAGCAGACGCCGAUCCUCUCGAGCCUGCCUGCCUUCCAGUGUUUCCACAUCGUGAUUUUGGGGCUGGAUUGCGCCGGAAAGACCACCGUCCUCUACCGGCUGCAGUUCAACGAGUUCGUCAACACCGUCCCCACCAAAGGUUUCAACACCGAGAAGAUCAAGGUGACGCUGGGCAACAACAAGACCGUCACUUUCCACUUCUGGGACGUUGGUGGCCAGGAGAAGCUGCGGCCUCUGUGGAAGUCCUACACACGUUGCACCGACGGCAUCGUCUUCGUGGUGGAUUCCGUGGAUGUGGAAAGGAUGGAAGAAGCCAAAACAGAACUGCACAAAAUCACACGGAUCUCUGAGAACCAAGGGGUGCCUGUGCUCAUCGUGGCAAACAAGCAGGACUUGAGACACUCUCUUUCUCUCUCGGAGAUGGAAAAGAUGUUGGCCACUGGGGAGCUGAGCUCUUCCACUCCCUGGCACCUGCAGCCCACCUGUGCUAUCAUAGGAGAUGGCCUGAAAGAAGGACUCGAGAAACUGCAUGAUAUGAUAAUUAAGCGAAGGAAAAUGCUAAGGCAGCAAAAAAAGAAGAGAUGAGCUUCUGUGACCAUGAAGGGUAAUUCCUUCUUGGCACUUGACUAAAACAGUUUCCAAUGCCUGGUCUGCCUGUUUGGAUCUUGUACAGCCUAACUAAUAAAUACCCAGCCUGGUGGGAAGCUUUGCAGACACAAACCCUUUAUAUGGUUUCCCCAGAAGUUUUCUUUUUGGGGGUGGGGGCACUGCUUCUUUUUUAAAACAAAAGGAAAACAGGCCCCUUGUUACAUAGUACAAAAUGAUCAGGAAACAGAUGGGUGGGUAAAUGUGACCUGGAUAUCUAAAUAGCCAAAUAAAACAAUGAAGAGUGUCCUGCUUGAUGGUGUAGUUAUGUUUGAGAGUGCCUUUGCAAGAAAAUUGCAACUGAGGCAUUCAGUGUUUUUCAACUACUGCUUGUAUAAGUGGAGUGUUUAGAUGAAGAUAUACAGCUUUAAAAUAGUAUCCUUUAACAUAUAUGGAGCUAGUAAACCAUUAUUUAAGGAGGCUGUGAAUGUGGAGGGUUUUUAAAUGAAAGAUUGGCUGUAUGGUAUGCUUUUAAACUGGUUCUCUUAAAAUCUUGGAGCUCAAGUGAGUUGAACUGUGAUAUUCAUGUUAUUUGAAGCUUGAAAGAAGAAAAGAUAUGGAAUAUGUAAGAGCAUGGAUGAGUUUCCUGAUAAUGUAGCAUGCCUUGGUGUGUAGGGGUUCUUUAGAAAUAGCUGUGCAUCGUUAAACAGUGCUAAUCAGGUUUGGACCAUACUUGUUUGUCCUAGGGAGAGAUGUUCUAAGUUUGCUCAAUAGAAAACCCUGGAUAAUUAGACAAAAGCAAACUACUACCACAAGGAACUUGGGUUUCAGGAUUCUUAUAGUGCAAUAUUACCUUUGAAUGAAAUUGAUGGCAAUAAAAUUUGAUCUUAAUUAAGUGUAAAUCAGCAGAAAUGCAUGUCCCAUGUGCCCAGUGCUGGUAAAAUGUACUGCCAGGUCUUUAAAAAAUCUUGCAGUAUUCUUAAGAAUGUAUUGAAGCUUUUUACACUUGAAAAUCUUGACACUGUGGAAAAGCAAGAGUUUAAAGAUGACUUGUGUCUGCUGUAAUUAAGCUUUAAGCUUUCCUUGUUUACAGUCAUUCAAACAGUGUUAAACAAGUGUGUUGGACUGCAUAUGAUAGAGAGGAAUUUUUCUUACUGGUACAGCUUUUUAUGGGCAAAUUGGGUAGCAGGUUAAAGGGCUAAACUAAAGCCUGUAUUACUCUACUGGUGCUGCAAAACAUUUUAAUAAUUCCAUUGGAAAAUGAGAGAGAAUAGCUUAAAAGGAGCAAGACUUUUCCUCCCCUUGGCACAACCAACGAAGUUAGUGUGUCCUCUUACCUACUAGCCAGAAAUAGGGAGGGAUAACUACAAUUUUGAAUGUCAGGAAAUAUAACUUGUAUAAAAUCAAAUUUUAUAGCCGGAAACUGCUUAGAAGGUAACCAAAAAUGCACUUUAGUGUUUUCCAAUACUGAAAGUGACAGCUUUUUUUUGAAAAAUUAAUGAAAUCCUGGUCCUUUUUGAAAGAAUUGAAGUAGCUUCCAAUGGAGCUUUUGUACGUUGGUUAUAUGUACCUGCACUAGUGGCACUAAAAGUCACUUAAUGUCUAUAUUUAUAGAAAUGUGGAUAACUUCUUAAACCUCAAUAAACUCAACUCCAAAUGAGUAAUUGGCGACAGAAGUUGACAACAUUUUGCUGUGCGGAUCUUGCUUUUUAUCAGAACUGUCUGCAUGAAACUGAACCCUUUAUUCAUGUGAGAUUUGUAAAAUGUGACCAUGUUUAAAAAUCACAGGUAUCUCAUUAAAGAUUUAAUGGCAA
Molecule: messenger RNA, 2647 nt
Organism: Varanus komodoensis (Komodo dragon)
Lineage: Eukaryota; Metazoa; Chordata; Lepidosauria; Squamata; Varanidae
Gene: ARL4A
Product: ADP ribosylation factor like GTPase 4A
Exons: 2
Coding region: 231-833 (200 amino acids)
Biological process (GO): vesicle-mediated transport; intracellular protein transport
Cellular component (GO): cytoplasm
Molecular function (GO): GTPase activity; GTP binding
Source: RefSeq, a predicted model, not a curated record